UCAAGGCUCCCCCGAAAGAAAAGAGAGCCAUAAAAAUCGAUUCUUCAAAGAAGUCGCUCUGCGUGCGAGACUUUUUUCGCGCGGGCGGUGGAGCCUGGCGUUGCUUUUUGCCAGUUUUGCUUGGGGAGCCUCGAAAAGUCUAGAUUGCGUGCACACAACUCCCGCGAGGACGACAAAACAACCAGCAACUAAACAUAAUAAAAAGUAGCCACCCAGCAGGAGGAGAAGGAGCUAACCACGCCCCCGCCCCCCCGCGAGUGGUGCCCGAAUCACCGCACGCCCCACCCACCCGCAUCCUGCACUCCAAGUCCAUCCGAAGCAUCCGCAACAUCCGCAUCCGCGAUGUCAAGUGAUAAGAUCAAAGUCGCCGUAAGGGUGCGACCCUUCAAUCGUCGUGAAAUCGAACUGGGUACAAAAUGUAUCGUGGAAAUGGAAAAACAGCAGACGAUACUGCAGAAUCCCCCACCACUGGAGAAAAUCGAAAGAAAACAACCAAAGACAUUUGCAUUCGAUCACUGUUUUUACUCAUUAAACCCCGAGGACGACAACUUUGCGUCCCAGGAGACAGUGUUCGAUUGCGUGGGACGUGGAAUUCUGGAUAAUGCAUUCCAGGGCUAUAAUGCAUGCAUAUUCGCAUACGGCCAGACAGGCUCUGGCAAGUCCUACACAAUGAUGGGCUCCCAGGAGAGCAAGGGCAUCAUUCCACGGCUGUGCGACAAGCUCUUCUCGGCCAUAGCCAACAAGUCCACGCCGGAGCUGAUGUACAAGGUGGAGGUGUCCUACAUGGAGAUUUACAACGAGAAGGUCCACGAUCUGCUCGACCCCAAGCCGAACAAGCAGUCGCUUAAGGUGCGCGAGCACAAUGUCAUGGGUCCCUACGUCGAUGGACUGUCGCAGCUGGCCGUGACAUCCUACCAGGACAUCGACAACCUCAUGACCGAGGGCAACAAGUCGCGAACAGUGGCGGCCACCAACAUGAACGCCGAGUCGUCGCGCUCCCACGCCGUCUUCUCGGUGGUCCUCACCCAGAUACUCACGGAUCAGGCGACUGGCGUCAGUGGCGAGAAGGUGUCCCGCAUGUCCCUGGUGGAUUUGGCUGGCUCCGAGCGGGCCGUGAAAACGGGAGCCGUUGGCGAUCGCCUCAAGGAAGGUUCCAACAUCAACAAAUCUCUAACAACGCUGGGUCUGGUCAUCUCCAAGCUGGCCGACCAAUCGAAUGGCAAGAAGAGCGGCAACGACAAGUUCGUGCCCUACCGCGACUCCGUUCUCACCUGGCUACUAAAAGAUAACCUGGGCGGCAAUUCCAGAACCGUGAUGGUGGCCACCAUUUCACCCUCGGCGGACAACUACGAGGAGACGCUGUCCACGCUGCGCUACGCGGAUCGGGCCAAGCGCAUUGUGAACCAUGCCGUGGUCAACGAAGAUCCCAACGCGCGCAUCAUUCGCGAGCUGCGGCACGAGGUGGAGACGCUCAGGAGUAUGCUGAAGCAUGCCACUGGGUCGCCGGUGGGCGAUGUGCAGGACAAGCUGGCCGAGAGCGAGAACCUGAUGAAGCAGAUCUCGCAGACCUGGGAGGAGAAACUGGUCAAGACGGAGCGCAUCCAGAACGAGCGGCAGCAGGCGCUCGAGAAGAUGGGCAUCAGUGUGCAGGCCAGUGGCAUCAAGGUGGAGAAGAACAAGUACUACUUGGUCAAUUUGAAUGCCGAUCCGUCCCUCAACGAACUCCUGGUCUACUACCUUAAGGAACGCACACUGAUUGGCGGACGCAGCAUCAGUGGCCAGCAGCCGGAUAUCCAGCUGUCUGGUCUGGGCAUCCAGCCCGAGCACUGUGUGAUCACCAUCGAGGACAGUGGUCUGUACUUGGAGCCUGUGCAGGGGGCCCGUUGCUUUGUCAACGGAUCGGCGGCUGUGGAGAGGAUUCCGCUGCAGAACGGCGAUCGUAUCCUGUGGGGCAACCACCAUUUCUUCCGCGUCAACUCGCCGAAGAGCAACAACGCGAGCAUGUGCGCCUCGGAGCCGCAGACGCCGGCGCAACUGAUUGAUUACAAUUUCGCACGCGAUGAGAUUAUGCAGAACGAGCUGAGCAACGACCCCAUCCAGACGGCCAUUGCUCGGCUGGAGCGGCAGCACGAGGAAGAUAAGCAGGUGGCGCUGGAGAAGCAGCGGCAGGAGUAUGAACGUCAGUUCCAGCAGCUGCGCAACAUUCUCUCGCCCAGCACACCGUAUGCUCCCUAUGCCCCCUACGAUCCUCUGCGCAUGGGCAAGAUAACACCGAAUACUCCUACUUCGCAGAUGCGAGUGGAAAAGUGGGCGCAGGAACGAGACGAGAUGUUCCGGCGCAGUUUGGGUCAGCUGAAGACGGACAUUAUGAGGGCCAAUUCGCUGGUGCAGGAGGCCAACUUUCUGGCCGAGGAGAUGGAGAAGAAAACCAAGUUCUCGGUCACCCUGCAGAUACCGCCGGCCAAUCUGAGUCCCAACAGGCGGCGCGGGGCCUUCGUCAGCGAGCCCGCCAUUCUGGUGAAGCGCACAAACUCCGGCAGUCAGAUCUGGACCAUGGAAAAGCUGGAGAACAAGCUGAUCGACAUGCGCGAGAUGUACCAGGAUCACAAGGAGCGCGUCUUGAACGGACUGCCCCUUAUAGAGCCGUUCUCAGACGACGAGUACGACGACAAGGACGAGGACAGUGCCAAGCCGCAGGAUCCGUUCUACGAGUCGCAGGAGAACCACAAUCUCAUUGGCGUGGCCAAUAUAUUCCUGGAGGUUCUCUUCCACGACGUCAAACUGGACUACCACACGCCGAUCAUCAGUCAGCAGGGCGAGGUGGCCGGUCGCCUGCAGGUGGAGAUCGAGCGCAUUGCCGGACAGAUGCCGCAGGAUCGCAUGUGCGAGUCGGUGUCCGAGUCGUCGGGCGACUCGCGGGAUGAGUACGACGACCCGGUGGAUGCCACAUCCAACCAGAUCACCUGCCGUGUGACCAUCAAGUGUGCCAGUGGCCUACCCUUGUCGCUCUCCAACUUCGUCUUUUGCCAGUACACCUUCUGGGGCCACCAGGAGAUGGUGGUGCCGGUCAUCAAUGCCGAGUCCACGGCCCACGACCAGAACAUGGUCUUCAAGUUCGAGCACACGCAGGACUUUACGGUUACCAUCAACGAGGAGUUCCUCGAGCACUGCAUCGAGGGGGCGCUGUCCAUCGAAGUGUGGGGCCAUCGCAGUGCCGGCUUCUCCAAGACCAAGGGCUGGGAGGUGGAGCAGCAGCAGGCCAAGGCGCGAUCCCUGGUCGAUCGCUGGGCGGAGCUGUCGCGCAAGAUCGAGCUCUGGGUGGAGAUCCACGAGCUGAACGACAACGGCGAGUACUCGCCGGUGGAGGUGACCAACCGCAACGAGGUCCUCACCGGCGGCAUCUACCAGCUACGUCAGGGCCAGCAGCGGCGGGUGAAUGUGCGCGUCAAGCCGGUCCAAAACUCCGGCACCCUGCCCAUCAUCUGCCAGUCGAUCGUGAACGUGGCCAUUGGCAGUGUGACGGUGCGGUCGCGGCUGCAGCGACCGCUGGACUCGUACCAGGAAGAGGAUCUCACAGUGCUGCGGGAGAAGUGGAGCGAGGCGCUGGGUCGCCGGCGUCAGUACCUGGACCAGCAGAUCCAGAUGCUGAUCAAGAAGGAGGAGAAGAACGAGCAGGAGCGCGAGCGCGAGCUGAGCCUGGUGCACCAGUGGGUCUCGCUGACGGAGGAGCGCAACGCGGUGCUGGUGCCGGCGCCCGGCUCGGGUAUUCCCGGUGCACCCGCCUCGUGGGAGCCACCGUCGGGCAUGGAGCCCCAUGUGCCCGUGCUCUUCCUCAACCUGAACGGCGACGAUCUGUCGGCGCAGAACACCAACGACGAGCUCUCCAUUGCCGGCAUCAACUCGAUUCUGUCCAAGGAGCAUGGCCACAAGUUCUACACGCUGCAGAUCCUGCAGCAUCUGGACAAGGACGUGUGCUGUGUGGCCAGCUGGGACUCCUCGAUGCACGACAGCCAGGCCCUGAACCGUGUGACCGAGGCCAACGAGCGUGUGUAUCUCAUUCUGCGCACCACGGUGCGUCUGUCGCAUCCGGCACCCAUGGAUCUGGUGCUGCGCAAGCGGCUGAGCAUAAACAUCAAGAAGGGCCAGACGCUGACCGACCGCCUGAAGAAGUUCCGACUGGUGCGGGGCGAGAAUGCCAUCUGGCAGAGCGGCGUCACCUACGAGGUGGUCUCCAACAUUCCCAAGGCCUCCGAGGAGCUGGAGGAUCGCGAGUCGCUGGCCCAGUUGGCGGCCAGCGGCGAUGAUUGCUCGGCCAGUGACGGCGAAACGUACAUAGAGAAAUACACCCGUGGCGUUUCGGCGGUGGAGAGCAUACUCACACUGGAUCGCCUGCGGCAAAAUGUGGCGGUCAAGGAGCUGGAGACGGCCCAUGGUCAGCCGCUGAGCAUGCGCAAGACCGUCAGUGUGCCGAACUUCUCGCAGGCGGUCAAAGACACCACCAAUACCGGGAGUAUUAUGCGCUUCGAUGCAUCGAUGGAGUCGCUGCUGAAUGUGGGACGAUCCGAGUCCUUUGCCGAUCUCAAUAACAGUGCGCUGGGCAGCAAGUUUACGCCAGCAGGUCACAGUCCAGCUGGAACAGGCGGAGUCAUCCGGAAUCGACAUAGUUUUGGCGGCAAAGGUAGCAGCGAUGAUUCGCCCGGAAAAGCAUUUGGCAUUGGCUCAAUAUCUCUGCUGUCAGGUAAAGGCCAAACCUAUGCCAAAUUAAACUCCGAAGCGCGUCCAACAUUUUUGAAUCUCAAUUUGAACUUGAACACAUUGAGAAUUGCGCCAACGAAACCAUCGCCGGCAACCAGUAAGCUGCUGGGCAUGCGGAUGACCACGCUGCACGAGGAGCCGCUGGGCGGGCAUAGAUCACUGGACGAGGAGCCGGAGGACAGCUACAGCGACUCGGAGUACGCCGCAGAGUACGAACAGGAGCGGCAGCAGAACAAGAGCCUGGCCACGCGCUCCCGCCUCACGGCUUCCAAGACCAUGGACUCGUUCAUGGACGUGAGCAGCCAUUCGAACCAGAGCUACUUGAGCUACACGUCCAGUGCCAACGCGAACAUGAAGCAUCUGACCGGCCUGGCCACGCUGAGCAUGAGCUCCUCCACCAGCAGUGGCUACGGCUCCCAGGCUGUCUCCUGCAACAAUCUGAGCAACGAGGACAUCGCCUCAAUGCGUUCCAUGAGCAUUGACGAGACGCCAGAUUUCGAUAGAGUCAACUCGAAUUCGCCACCGAACCGGCAGGCACGCGUCAAUCCCUUCCUCAAGGACAUGCCCAAAGCCAAAGCACAGGAGCAGCCGAAUCCGCAGGCCAAGAAACUGCAGGAGACCUUCACGCAUCCGCUGGAGCAGCUGGAGUCCCGGGAAAACGCACAAAGCGACGAGGAUGAGCGCGAGCGCGAACAGUUGCCAAAGAAUAACAACAAUAACAACGUGGUGUUGGCCAAGGAGCCGGUACAGAUCGCCGUGCAAGCGGAGCCGGAGGAAGCUGAGCCGCAAAUCGAAUCACAAACAGAGCUUGCCACAGACAAUCAGAACGGCAACAGGUCCUCCUCCGACGAGGUGAGCCACAGUUCCGAGGAGCUGCUCGAGGGCGAUGGCAUCGUCCGGGAGGAGUUGCCCGCCGGCAAGGUGGUGCGACGCAAGAAAUCCCAGAACAACCAGCCUCCGAGUAAUGGCAGCAGCAAUAACAACAACAACAACAAUAACAACAGCAACAGCACAAGUCAGGCACCGCGCAUCAAUCAUCGGGCAUCGGUGGCCAAAAUGGAGGGUCUGGCCGCGUACAUGGACUUCAGCAUCAUGUCCAGCAGCACAGAAGUCGAUGACGAAAGCAAGGAUGUGGAAGUGAUCCUGCCCGAUUGGAUAGUGGUGGGCGAGUCGGUGUUGAUCCGGCCAUACAACACCAGCGGCGUCAUCCGCUUUGUGGGCACCACGGAGUUCCAGCCCGGCGCUUGGAUAGGCGUUGAACUGGACACGCCCACGGGCAAGAACGACGGCAGCGUGAAGGGCAUUCAGUAUUUCCAGUGCAAGCCCAAGCACGGCAUGUUCGUGCGCUCCGAUAAGCUGAUGCUGGACAAGCGCGGCAAGGCGAUGCGAGCCUACAAGGCGGCCGAGAAGAGCAACAGCAUGAGCAAAGAGAUGAGUAGCUCGAUGACUGGCUCGAUGACACGCUCCAAGAGCCGCGGCGAUUCGCUAAACCUCUCGGCGCGCAAAUGAUUGUACCCCAAGUGUUCGCAUCAGCUGCAGCGCUGGACUAAUUGCAGGCAAUCGACGGCGGUGGCCACCACCGGUGCGGCGGGCAGCAGCCAGCCGGCAACCUGCCACAGAUUGCGUGCAACCAGCGGCGCUGCAGAUGCGAACAGUCAUGGCAAGAAAUGCUAUGCCAAUCGACGCUCGACGGCCUUCUAAGGCCGCCACCGCCACCAUUCAGGAUGACAGAUGAGGAGCAACGAACAAUGCGGAGCAUAAUCCACAUGCCAACCAUAUUCUAGCUUACUUAACUAUUCUCACACCAUGCCGCAAAUGAAAUGCCGUACACUUAACCCCCCUCCCCCACGCUUCUCCAAGUAGUUUAAGGCGGUGUCUACAGCAGAACUAAUUACUAAUCUAGCUAAACUAAACUAAACUAAACUAAACGAAACAAAACGAAUCGAAACUAAACUAAGCCGGGCAGUCGUUCGCGUAGUUGCAAUAUACCUCGAACACUUGGGCGAGAUCGUAAAAUUUAGCAACCCUUUCGAUUGAUCUAUGUGUGAAUUAGGAGCACUUCUGAUUCUGAUUCUAAUUCUGAUUCCAUUGUUUUGUGUUCGUGUAGUUAAUUGUCGUUUAUUGCUUUUCGAUUUUUGAACGAAGCGCUUUACUGAUCUAUAUAUAUAUUUUUGUAAUGGUUCUUUGCCUUUAGUUUAGUUCAAUUGUUUUUGAUAUCAAUGUGACUUUAUGAGCUUAUAUUUUUAAUUGUUAUUGACUAUAUUCAAUAUAUAAAAAUCAUUUGUAUAUAUUUAUGAUUAAGACCUUGCAAUAAUUUCUUCUCCAUGUUUCCUUUCCCGAGCUCAUAUUUCGUUUAGCGCAUUUAUAUACAAUUACCAAUACAAUACAAUGUUAGUAAUAAUGAGAGCAACAUAUUCUAUGAAGCUGUGCCCGAGCAAUUGAAGCCUCCCAAGAUGAUCGCAUCUUGGAACUUACUUCCCGAUUAAGACGCUUCGCAGCGGCGCAGUUGAUCUGUAAAUUGUAUUAUUUUGAUGUGAUGUAUUUAUAAUUUCCCUUUAUAUAUGCAUAUAUAUAUAAAUAAAAUUGAUUUUAUCGUAUAUGUACCUCAUUAAUUUUGUUAUGAUUUCUUUUACGUUUUCUCACCCCGUCCAGAAAGUGCAAUAUAAGUGUUAGGAUCUUUAAGUUGUAUUAAUCAAUGUUGAAGGUUGUGCGACUAUGUUUGUGAGGCGUUUUAAGUAACCAUUAAUUGAACACCGAGCCACCAGCUGGUGUUUGUCCAAAAAAGCAAGAAAGCAAUAAUGGCAUUGAGUAUUUAAUUUUAUGUUAAGAUACUUUAAUAAUCGUACACGAAAAGGAUUAAGUGUGAGUGUUGUGGCCCCCAGAAUGAAAAGUGCCGACAGAGCAUGGAAAUGUGAAUGUUUUGAAUCCGGCACCGGCUGACGCGUUCGUUUGUACGUAAAACCGUGAACGUAUCCAUCCAUCCAUCCAACCAACCAACAUCCAAAGCACUCCAAAACUGAGUCUGAGAUAGAUUGCAAUUUAAAACCAGUAACAACAAUAAGAGCGAUUUACACUUAGAAAAACCCAAGAACGAAACUUAAACUGAAAUCCAACAGCAAGAGGCAGUUGGGAGGCGUUGAACAGUGAAAGCCCAACUGGAAGAUCUACAGCCAUUCAUCCAGUGUAUACAAAACAUAAUUAUACACCACUUAUAUAUAUAUUAGGUAUAUAUUUUCGAACUGUUUUUCUACUUGCGUAAAAGCGAAAAGCAACUACCAAAAUAUACUUGAAAAUACGUCCAAAAUUUAAAAUUCAAGGUCAAGAUACAACUACGAUAUUAUACUUAACACUGCAUGGAUAUUCAUGAAUAUAAUUGUAAAAGGCAUAUUUACGAUAAACCUAACUGAAACAGAACUUAUUUAAAUAUCGAGUAUGUGUGUGUGCAAUUUGUAGACGCCGCAUUUGAAAUCGGUUGAGCAUUAUAAUUCAGAAAUUAAUUUAAUCACGUGAAUGUACAUAGUGGGGCACUUAUUACCGGCAAAAUCAGCUAACAAAUUAACGCAUUUAACUAGCGCAAAUAAUUGUCAACUAGAGGUUGAUUGAGUUACGUAACGACGGAACCCCGAUAGAAAAGCGAAAGUUAGCAGCACAUAUUGGGCUUUAUUGUAAAAUAGAUCGAGAAUCCAUAGUUGUAGAACCGAACCACACACACACACACAGAGUGCAUUGCUAAGAAAUCAAGUAGCCGUAGCGAUCGAUUGGAACGCCGACAAAUUAAAUCGUACCUUGACGUUAUACUAAAGAAUUAAUCAUAUUUUUGUGCAAUCUAGUGCAGUACCCACGCAAUCAGUCCCGAAAAUAAAAUACUUUGCCAUUGCAUAUAGCGUAUAGCAUCUAGCCUCUAGCGUAUCGGAAUGUUAGGCACACACAUGUUGCAUAUUAAAUAUUACAUAUAUGGGAUAUAUGAGAUAUAGGAUCGGUAGAUGAUGGCCUUCGAAGCAGUUUACUCGUAAGUUUGCGCACUCUUAGAGCUUUUAGCACGGUCAACGAAUAAAUGUUAUUACACCUCAAUUAUGGCGCGACUCCAUCAGCCGUUAAAUAAACUAACCAAAGAGUUCAGCCACGAGUUAAUGAAUAAACUAAACCCCACGCAUACAUACAUAUGUAUGAUCUAGAUCUGCUUUAUCAUCGUACACAAACAGACAAACAAACGCAUCGUAGCAAAACCAUUGUUGAUGAAUUUGGUUCGGUCGUUCUGUAAGUGCAGAUAAUCCUCACUAGUAGUUGCAAAUACAGAAUAGUGGGUGUCAGCAGCGGAAACCAUACAGAUAAUUUUAGUAAUUUACAAUUGUUUUUACUCCAAUUUAAGUAUUUUACUGCAAACACGCCAGAGAAAUUAAACCACAAAUACACGCGUAAUCAGCAAAUUUGAACAACUUCAACCAAACAAAACAAAAGAGAAUAUGAAAUAUGUACUUAUAUCUAUAAAUACAAAUAUACAAACAUGCAA
This is a messenger RNA of Drosophila elegans, 9265 nucleotides long. It is a transcript of the gene Khc-73, whose product is annotated as kinesin-like protein KIF13B. Gene Ontology annotation, cellular component: kinesin complex; microtubule. The record is from RefSeq and is a predicted model, not a curated record. The coding region runs from base 343 to 6264 and encodes 1973 amino acids. NCBI's taxonomy places the organism in Eukaryota, Metazoa, Arthropoda, Insecta, Diptera, Drosophilidae. Gene Ontology annotation, biological process: microtubule-based movement; cytoskeleton-dependent intracellular transport. Gene Ontology annotation, molecular function: ATP hydrolysis activity; microtubule binding; ATP binding. The transcript is spliced from 20 exons.